AUGGACCGGUCUGAAAUUUCUCAUCCUAUUGGCACUACCUUGGAGGGUUGCUCAAAUUACAUUCUUUGGUCUCAAGCUAUGUCUAGUUUUCUUAAAGGUAAGAAGCUAUGGCGCAUUAUUACCGGUGAUCUCUUUGAGCCAGUGCAAGUCGAAACAGAAACAAAAGAAAAAUAUGGUGAUCGUCUUGAAGAAUGGGAUAGCAAAAAUCAUCAAAUUAUUACUUGGUUUCGCAACACCUGUAUUUCAUCCAUUAGUAUUGAAUUUGGCCGGUUUAAUUAUGCAAAAUCCAUCUGGGAUUUCUUAAAGCACCGUUACACCACUACUGAUCUCGCCCAUCAAUAUCAACUUCUAACCAAUCUUCACAGCAAAACUCAACAGCCUGGUCAAUCUAUCAGUACCUUUGUCUCUGAAAUACAUGCUAUUUGGGAUCAACUAUCUCUUUCUGAACCUACUUGGUCGUGUGCUACUGAUGCUACAAAGUUUACUACCUAUCGAGAUCGCCAACGUGUCAUCUGCCAACGUGUCAUCAUGUUUCUUAUGGCUCUUCAACCCUCAUUUGAACCCGUUCGAGCCUCUCUCCUUCAUCGGCAUCCUCUGCCUACAUUAGAAGAUGCUAUAACUGAGCUUCUUUCAAAAGAAACUCGUCUAAAUACAUCUCAACCUCAGGUUACCGAUGCAGCUCUUGCUACUCAUUAUCCCAGAAAGAAACCAGCUUCAUCCUUCUCCUCUCCCAAGGAGUGUACCUAUUGUCACAACACAGACCACGCUUUAUUAACCUGUCCCACCAGAAUCUGCAAGUUUUGUCACAAGAAAGGCCCGGGUCACUACCAGAGUGAUUGUCCCAAGAAUUGGCAAUCUCGCACCAAUUCUUCCAGAGGUACUUCAUCUAGCUACAGACACCCAUCUUCAUCCUUCACUGUUGUCACUGCUGAGGGGUCCUGUCCUCCAGCUCCUACAGUCACAACGAUGUCUACCAAUGAUAUCGAGGCUCUUCUUAAGCAGAUUCUCUCUAAUAAUGGUACUCCUCAUUCCACUGCUAUGUCAGUUACCUCGGGUAAUUCUUGGUUUUUUGAUUCUGGCUGCUGUAAUCAUAUGACCUCUGAUUCUACAAUGUUUUCUAAACAUAAUCCUACUAUCAAUACACCUACAAUUCAUACAGCUGAUGGAUCUCACUUACAUGAUCCACAAACAGGGCAGACCUUUGGGAUAGGCCGUAAAGUGGGACGUCUCUUUGAGCUCAUCCAUCUACGCAUUCCUUCUCAUCGGCUCUCUACAGUUUCCACCGUUGCUUCAGCAACCUCUACUCCCUCACUUAGCCUUUGGCAUUCCCGAUUAAGUCAUGUGUCUAUUGGGCGUUUACGCUCCUUAGUGUCAACUGGUCAAUUAGGUUCAGUUAAAAUUGAUGAUCUAUAUCUCAUGAAAAAUCGCUCUGAAUUACCCCAACUUUACUAUGAUUUUGCAAACAUGGUCAAAACCCAGUUUUCCCGAUCCAUCAAGAUCUUCCGCGCUGAUAAUGCUAUGGAAUACAAUAAAACAAAUUUUCUAAAAUUUCUUCGCCAACAUGGCACGAUCUCUCACUCUUCUUGUCCUGGCACAUCCCAACAAAAUGGGCGGGCUGAACGUAAACAUCGACAUAUCUUAGACACUGUUCGUUCUCUUCUCAUAUCCAGUUCCUGUCCUGAGCGUUUUUGGGGGGAAGCAGCUCUCACUACUGUAUACACCAUUAACCGUGUUCCAAUGCAUAUUAUUGGCAAUCAAUCUCCCUAUGAACGCUUAUAUAGGAUCCUUCCGGCUUAUAACCUACUUAAAGUUUUUGGAUGCGCCUGUUUUGUCUUGCUUCAACCUCAUGAACGCACCAAAUUAGAGCCUCGGGCUCGUUUAUGUUGUUUUUUGGGUUAUAGAAUUAAACACAAAGGAUACAGAUGUUGGGAUCCCAUUUCCAAACGUCUUCGUAUCUCUCGUCAUGUCAUCUUUUGGGAACACAAAAUUUUCUCUUCUCUCUCCAAAUUCCAUCUAUCUUCAUCUUCUACUCCUUCCUUUUUUACCGAUUCUUCAGUUGAACUUUUCCCAGUCGACACAGAUAUCAUAUCCUCAUCUGAGAUCCCAACCACUACUCCUGAUACAACGUCUCCAUCUGAGCUCCCACAAAUGGCUUUACUUGAUGAAUAUGCUUCAUCUGAUGUUCAUGCUACUGAAUCUCUAUCUGAGCUCCCACAAAUGGCCUUACCUAACGAAUCUGUUUCAUCUGAUGGUCCUGCUACUGAAUCUUCUUCAUCAGAUAUCAUCACUACUGCUAAACCUCCUCAUCGGGUAAGAAAACCUCCAAGUCAUUUACGUGAUUUCCAGUGUUUUUCUAUUAUCAUGUCUCAUCAUGAGCCUCAAUCCUACCGCGAGGCUAGUUCUAACCCCCUUUGGCAGCAAGCUAUGGCAGAAGAAUUACAGGCUCUCGCACAAGCUUAA
This is a messenger RNA of Cornus florida, 2460 nucleotides long. RefSeq lists its product as uncharacterized. The transcript is spliced from 3 exons. The record is from RefSeq and is a predicted model, not a curated record. Bases 1 to 2460 code for a protein of 819 amino acids. Gene Ontology annotation, biological process: DNA integration. Lineage: Eukaryota; Viridiplantae; Streptophyta; Magnoliopsida; Cornales; Cornaceae. Gene Ontology annotation, molecular function: nucleic acid binding.